This is a messenger RNA of Papilio polytes (common Mormon), 3515 nucleotides long. Its product is annotated as ATP-binding cassette sub-family G member 1-like. Lineage: Eukaryota; Metazoa; Arthropoda; Insecta; Lepidoptera; Papilionidae. The record is from RefSeq and is a predicted model, not a curated record. The transcript has 10 exons. Gene Ontology annotation, cellular component: plasma membrane. Gene Ontology annotation, molecular function: ATP binding; ATP hydrolysis activity; ABC-type transporter activity. The coding region runs from base 195 to 2006 and encodes 603 amino acids.
CACUACAACCAGUCCAGUGUGGCGCUAGACGUCGGGUGCCUAUGUGCGGGAGUCUCUGUGACUGUAAUCUUGAGACGCGUUCUUUGUUUACGUUUUACGUUCACAGCGCUGUAUGACAACGCGAUGGAACCUAAACUCUUUGUUUUAACGCUGUAGCGACCUUUCGUGAUUUGGUGCUAGUGAAAGUUAUCAAAAUGGUUGUCGACAAUCAAUCCGUAUCUCAAGAGACAGCUUCGACGUCGUCGUCGGAAGACUCACUCAACAUUUCCUUCCAAGAUAUCACAUACAAAGUGCGGCACGGCAUUCUGGCGGGAGGUCGUAAAACUGUAUUGAAUAAUGUAAGCGGCAGUUUCAACGCCGGCGAGCUGACUGUCAUCAUUGGCCAGUCCGGGGCCGGCAAGAGCAGCCUCAUGGACAUUCUUGCGGGAUACACGAAGCCAACGAGCGGUACGUUAUAUGUGAACGGUCGUGUGCGCGUCCACAACAGAUUCCUGCGGCGCUCGUGCUACAUUCUGCAGGACGACCACGUGCAGGAUAUGCUUACCGUGCAAGAGUCCCUCCACAUCGCCGCCGAACUCAAACUAGGCAACCACAUCAGCAAUGAACAAAAGAAACAAAGGGUACAAGAAAUAAUGACAUCGCUCGCAAUGACGAAGGUGAGGCAUACACGCGCCGGCUGCCUCUCUGGCGGACAGAAGAAGCGGCUUGCAAUCGGUCUCGAGCUCGUCAGUGACCCCCCAGUCAUGUUUCUCGACGAACCGACCAGUGGCUUGGACAGCUCUAUAUCCAAACAGUUGGUGUACUUGCUGCAUUUAUUGGCCAGACAAGGAAGAACUGUGGUGGUGAGCAUGCACCAGCCCUCCGCAGCUCUACUGGAUAUGGUGGACAGAAUGUACGCGAUAGUGGCCGGCCGAUGCGCAUACAUGGGGUCCGUGCAUCUCCUUCUACCUUAUUUACAACAAAUGAAUUUGACGUGUCCACCUUACCAUAAUCCCGUGGAUUUUUGUGAGAACCAGCGAUGGAUAAAUAAUAUUACCGAUGAGACUGAUAGUAAUUUAAUAGAAAAAUAUAAAUUAAGUAAAAACGAAGAAGUGUUUCUGACAACUUUGCCGCCGCCAAAAGAAGAUCCGACGAGUAAAAUCCUGCUGUCGUUAAAAGGCACCUACCCAACGUCUUCGUGGAAACAAUUCACAACAUUAUCAAGAAGAUCAUUUUUGUCGUACUGGCGCGACCCUCAGUUCACGCUGAUGAUCACCGGCAUCCACUUCUUCAUGGCGCUGUUCGUUGGUUUGUUGUUCUACAACAUUGGCGGCGACGCGCGCUACAUGCGGGACAACUACAACUUCCUCUACUUCAGCCUUAUGUUCCUCAUGUUCACAGCAUUCAGUGCCGUCUCCAUAAGAUUUCCAGAGCAACUGCCUGUGGUACGGCGAGAGCACUUCAACCGUUGGUACGCGACGGGAGCGUACUACGCGUCCACUUUAGUCUCAUCAUUGCCCACGCAGACCAUAUGCACGCUUACCUUCGCCAUCAUCACGUACUGGCUGACAGACCAGCCGCAAGAGUACACGCGGUUCUUUAGCUACUGCUGUACUCUGCUCCUAGUCUCCUACACCGCGAUCUGCAUCGGACUCUUUAAUGGAUCUUUAUUUAAUGUUAAGAAUGGAGUUGUUUUCGGGCCGUUCUUCAUAAUGCCAUUCACGGUAUUUUCCGGCUUCUUCCUGCGCUACAGCGACGCACCGUUCUUCUUCCAAUGGAUGUUCAACUUCUCCUUCCUAAAGCACGGCCUCGUCGGCUUGGUUAUAUCGAUAUACGGCAUGAACCGGCCGAAACUGGUUUGUGAUAUACUUUACUGCCACUACACUUACCCUAGCCAGUUCCUGGAGGAUAACGGAAUGGCACAUGAACAAUACGGGUUCACGGUUAUAGCUUUAUUCUGUAUAGCAUUUGUAUUCAUAUUUUUCUCAUAUAUUGUUUUAAAAAUUAGAAUGAGAAGUAAAUGGUGACCAUCUGAUAGAUGGGUGUUCGGUCACUGUUAGUUGUAACAAAUUCCAUAACGUAAAAUGAUCUCUCGAAAAGGUUGGUAAUACAAGUUUGUAAUUUACAAUUAUUUAAAAUGAGUUCCAAUUUUUUGUGAUGGAUUGGGGAUGGAUUAUUUAGAUAGUUAGCAUUUUUAUGAAGACAAUAAAUAUAUUCCAUUUUUUAUAAAUUCACCAUUAAACAAAUUAGUAGUCAUGUUAUGAAUCAUUGCCAUAGUUUGACAUUUUGUUGACAUAAUUUAAAUAUCUGUUGUAAAUACUGCACUUGACCUUUAUAAUAAGCAAUUAUCACGAACAAUAUGUAAGAUUGUGAAUGACAUACAACUCUGUAUUUAGUAUGGUCACAAAUUUGUGCAAAAUUUGUCCGAUAGAUGGCAUAGCAGGGAAUUCAAGAUUUUUUUUAAUUACCAGAGAAAAACUGUACUGUAUUAAACUUUAAAUUACAUGGACUUAAUACUCAUCUAUGAAAAUGUCUGCGGUGGCGGGGUGAAGGACAUAUGUGUACGGGUAGUAGGUAACUGACAUUGUGACUUUUGUGAAUGGGAUAAGCGGAAAAUAUUAUCUUUGUGACACACCUAUGUAUUUAUUGCAAUUAAUUUAUUUAUUGCAGUUUCUAGGAUUUUUUGUAAAGCUAUUUUUUCUGGUAAUUAAAAAAUAAUCCUAUAUAAUAACCAACAUUUGAACAGAGCCUCACAGGCAAUAAUUAUAAUUUAAUAGAUAUCAGACAUUAUAGCUAACUGACUUACAUUAGGUGAAUUCUCUAGUCUUAGACGGUUUAUUUAACCUAUGGGUAUAUUGUAAAAUGAUCAUUUAAAGUUACAAAUAAACGCUCAAAAUGUCUUUAGUUACAUCGUAAUGUAAAACGUUUGAACCCAUGACUAUUAUUUUAUACUCGAUUGAUGUUGUUAUUAAUAAGAGAAUGGCAUUAUUACAGAAUCGUUAGAUAUAUAAAAAUACAUAAUUUAAACAUAAAGCAACAAUUUAUAACUAUUAAAAAAAAGAUACAGAAUCGUAUCGAGUAUGUGUAGAAUAUUUUUAGGUUAUUCCAUUAUCAUAUAUCUAUGUUAUUUUUUUGAGAUAUGUUUGUUUGCGAAUACUUUAGUUUUAUUUAAUUUAAGGUAUGGGUAAUGGUUAUUUACUUGUUUAAAUGUUGUACAUAUUACUAAAGAGUCAAUUAGCCAGUUAUAAUAGAUAUAUAUUUAAACAUGUAACAAUUAGUCAUAGUAUUUUAAUUGUUGAAAAUAGUUUCGACAUUAUGAUAUUUAAAUGCAAGAGUACAAUGUACUUAAGGCAUUAAAUCUGUGAUUUAGAACAAUUUAACGAUACAAUAAUUGUAAUAUUGUUUAAGUGCAGUUAAGUCGGUGGAAAGAAGUUUAUCAAAGUUUUCAUGUACAAUGUUGAUUACAUAAAUUUGGAAAAUAUCAAAUGAUUACAGUUUUAUAAAUUAUAAAGAAGUAAUAAAGAAAUACAUUCCUG